Molecule: messenger RNA, 3014 nt
Organism: Oncorhynchus tshawytscha (Chinook salmon)
Lineage: Eukaryota; Metazoa; Chordata; Actinopteri; Salmoniformes; Salmonidae
Product: lipoprotein lipase
Exons: 9
Coding region: 121-1641 (506 amino acids)
Biological process (GO): lipid metabolic process
Molecular function (GO): apolipoprotein binding; lipoprotein lipase activity
Source: RefSeq, a predicted model, not a curated record
CAAGGUUCAGAUAUCAACACUACGCGCCAGAGAUCGCACGGGAAAUAUUCUAACCGGUGGAAAAUUGUCACGGUUUUAUGUUACAUUUCCCCAAAAUACGAAUUAUUAGGCUGCAAAGAAAUGAAAGGGUUGCAAGUGCAUUGUCUUUACUUUCUUGUGUUAAAUGCAAUAUUUUAUGUGGCGUCUUUGGAAGAGGGUGACUCCAUUUCUACACUUGAUAAUUUCAUGGACAACUUCAAGGACUUGAUCCGAAACAACGAUGCCACCCCUCAUGGCUACGCCAAAUUCUCUCUCCGGAAGCCUUUGAUGCCAGAAGAUGACAUCUGCUACAUCAUCCCCGGCAACACGGAAUCUCUCAAAGAAUGCACUUUCAACAGCACAUCCAAAACCUUCCUGGUGAUCCACGGCUGGACAGUGAGCGGCUUGUUUGAGAGCUGGGUGGCCAAGCUGGUUUCGGCGCUGUACAAAAGAGAGCAGGAAGCCAAUGUGAUCGUGGUGGACUGGCUGUACACAGCCCAGAACCACUAUCCAGUAGCUGCCCAGAACACCAAGAUGGUGGGACAAGAGAUCGCUCGCUUCAUUGACUGGCUGGAGGAGGCAACAAACAUCCCUCUUGAAAACCUCCAUCUCAUUGGCUACAGUCUGGGUGCUCAUGUUGCAGGAUUUGCUGGGAGCCACGCCUCCAAUAAAGUGGGCAGAAUAACUGGUCUUGACCCAGCUGGUCCAGACUUCGAGGGGGAGCACGCUCACCGCCGCCUGUCCCCAGAUGAUGCCCACUUUGUGGAUGUUCUCCACACGUUCACGCGGGGCUCUCUGGGCUUAAGCAUCGGCAUCCAGCAGCCUGUAGGCCAUGUGGACAUCUACCCCAAUGGAGGCAGCUUCCAGCCAGGCUGCAAUCUGCAAAGCCCUCUGGAAACAAUAUCCAAACUUGGCCUCUUUGCCAUCAAUGAUGUUCCCAGGUGUUCCCACGAGCGCUCCAUCCACCUGUUCAUCGACUCCCUGGUCAACGAGCAGGAGGCCAGCAUGGCGUACCGCUGCGGGAGCAAUGAUAUGUUCGACCGCGGAAUGUGCCUCCGCUGCUGCAAGAACCACUGUAACACCGUGGGCUACGAUAUCAGCAAGGUUCGCAAGACCCGUAGCGUCAAACUGUACACCAAGACCAGGGCCUCCAUGCCGUUCAGAGUCUAUCACUACCAGGUGAAGAUCCACUUCUUCAGCAAGGUGAACAGGUCUGAGAUGGAGCCUUCACUGUCAGUCUCCCUGAUUGGAACCAAAGGAGAGGUUGAAGACCUCAAACUGACACUAAAGGAGAAGAUGACAUCCAAUAAGACCCAUUCCUUCCUGCUGGUAGCAGAGAAAGACAUUGGUGACCUCCUGAUGGUGAAGUUCAAGUGGGAGGAGUCUACUAGCUGGUCUCCCUCGUUCAUGCUCAACAUGGUGUCUUCCUGGUGGUCAGGUGACUCUGCGGAGUCUGAAGUGGAGGUCCACAAAAUACGCAUCAGAGUUGGAGAGACGCAAAAAAAGAUGGUAUUCUGCAUUAAAGAUCCUCAUGCUCUGAGCUUACAACAGGAAGUUACGUUUGUAAAAUGCAAGGACGAAUGGAGGACAACUUCAAAAAGAGUGAACCUGGGGAAGCACUGAAUGUACGGAGCAACAGACGACUGUCCUCCUUCCGCAGAAAUUAUUUAUACAGCUGUAAUUUAUUUUGUCUUUCAAACUAUACAAAGACAUUAUCACAUUGUGUCCAGAACUAGAACUGUGUGUUAUUUAAAAAUGUAUGUGAAAUAUUUUUUUGUAAGCACUGCUUUUGUGGUGCAUCAACUACGGUGUGGUGCUGAAAGAUAGUAAAUGCCAUCAUCUUUGCUGAUUUUUCUGGCAACCCCAAGAGAUGGCUCUUAUACGAAGUCUUUGGUGCCUCUGCUUGAGAGAGACCCAUUGACCAGCUGAGUAGAGGCCUUGAGGUACCUGCAGUUCAAACCCCAUGUGUUUCCUUAAUUUAUGCUUAAAGCAUUCACCAUUGUCGUCCUCAAUACUAUGUGAUUGUAGGAUCGGACUAAGUGUGCCUUAAAAUAACUUGUCUUAACCUACUGUAUGUAUUUUUUUUUGUAAAUGGUGUACUUUUUUUUUUUUUUUUUUACUUGUUCCUUUUACCUGGUCUUUGAGACUGUAAUAUUCAUGAGGUCUGAAAUGCACAUUAUUCUGAGAACUUUGAAUUUAGUCAAGCACUUGAGCAAUAAUGCAAUGGCUGCUAUUUUUAUACAGUAUAUUCAUUUGAAACCAGCAAUAGUGAGUCCUUUGCAGCAAAAUACAGUACAUAUCAGUGAGAACCAUUAUUUUUGUAGUUAUUACAAUGUUAUACAAUUAUAGCUUUUUUUUCAAUGAUUCAUAUGGAACUAUUACCUCUAGCACGUGCUUAUGUGACGUAUUUUGACUAACAUAUCCAUGGUUGCUGCUAAACUAUGACACAAAUAAUACUCAUUUAGCUGUGUAUGCCAUAUAGUUGUGACCAGGUAACUAAACUCAUAGUUGUGACCAGGUAACUAAACUCAAACAAGUCAAUGAGUGGUUAUUGUGAAGUGCGCUGACAUCGGCAAUAGAAACAUGGUAGACUGUGCACAGUGGACUCUGCAUCAUAGUUCAAGUUACAGUUAAGAAUUGGCUAGUAAUAAUAUGUCAUUGUCAGACUUAACACCACUGAGUAGGCUAUUUAUAACUAAUAUUAUACAUUUAGAGACUGGUAUUGUAAUCAUUGUGACUUGUUUAAUUUCUGCCUGUUCCAUUGAGCCUGUCAAAGUGGUGGUGGUAUAAAGCUUUUGCACUGAAACCCAGAGGAAAGGGUUACUAAACCAGUUACUCACUAAGUGCACCAUGUGUAAAUAUCAUGUUAGCAUGUGAUUCUAUGGUAAAAUAUGACUAGAUAUAUUUUUUACCGUCUUAACUUUUAAAAUUAUAUCUGUAUACUGUAAAUAUGUGACCAUAUACAUACUUUAAUAAAUUGGAACUGCUAUUUUGAA